AUGUCGCCGAAGCAGCAGGUACAGUCGCACAACCAGCUCGUCGCACGGCUCCAGUCGCCCUCCGCCGACCCCGCCUCCCUUCCGCCCUCCUUCCUCAAAUACCCCAUCUCGCACCUUCGCGCCAAGAAUGUCACCAUCCCCGCGGAUUUCUUCUGCCCCAUUUCGCUCGACAUAAUGCGCGACCCGGUUACCGUCGCGUCGGGCCGGACCUACGAGCGCGACGAAAUCGAGCGAUGGUUUCGCGAAGGAAACCGCUAUUGUCCGGCUACCCGCUGCGCACUCGAAGACCUGCAUGUCGCCCCUAACAAAUCCCUUCGCAGCAUCAUUUCCGCCUGGUGCCUCGGACAUGGCAUUCGCCUCUCUGCUACCCCAUCCGCCGCCGCCGCCGGCGGUGGAGGUGGGCACGCGAAGGGGGGCAGCGGAGAACUUAUUCAGAAUGCCGCUGGCGGAAAUUCUGGCGGGGACGCGGGCUCCGCGCAUCCCACCAUCUCCCCGCGCGGGGUGCUGACUCCCCGCAGCGACUCCUACACUGGCCGCGGAGAGCAAGCCCCGCGCGCGGAGCGUUCCGCCUCGCGCGGCGAGUCGUAUCCCGCGCGGCCCCUGACCGGGGACAGUUACGAGGCACCUCAAAGGUCGGCGCGCCCGCUGUCGGGGGAGCGCCACGCGGAGCCUUACUCCGCCCGCCCAGCCUCGGGGGAGCGGCACCAGCGGCGCGGAAGCGUGUCAUCCGAUCGGGAGAGCGGAAACCUCAGCAGCGGCGGAAGCAGCACCACCAGCGGCGCAAGCAGCGGCAGCAUCAGCCUAGUGUCGAACAGCAGCGCCAGCAGCGGCGGGAGCGGCGGGAGAGCAGGCGGAGGGGGAGGCGGAACCGGAACCGGCGGAAAUAAUUUCUGGCGCAGCGCGUCGUCUUCCGAUCGUCCGCUUUGCCCCAUCUGGCCCGUGUCGUCCCCGCUCGCCUCCCCCACGCACUCCCCCACCCGCGCCGGCGCGGCGCUCAGUCCCUCCUCCGCCUUAACCGGCGGCGGUAGCAGCAACCCCCUGCUUAGCCCCACGCAUCCCGGCUUCAGUCCGACUUACCCCGCUGUUAGUCCGACGCACCGCGGCGCCGCGCACAGCCCCACUAGCUCCAUGCAGCUGAGCCCCACGCGCGCGCCGCUCAGUCCGCUGCCCGCGUAUCUCGGCGCGGGCAACGGCGCGCACGACUCGUGGAACGACUGGAACCACUACCCGGGCCGCGACGAGUGGAGCGGCCCGCAGCCGCGCCGCGUCGACUGGUCCGGGCCGCAGCCGCGCCAAGCGUCGCGGACCGGCGGGGCUGCGACAGCGGGGGGAGGCCGGACGGGGUCAGGAGGAGGAGGGGGAGCGGGAGGGGGGAAAUCGGCCGGCGGGAAAGUGGGGCCCAGCGGGCGGGGGGCUCUAGGGCCAGCGGGUGGGGGAAUUGGCGGAGCAGGUGCGCGGGCGGGGGCCCAGGGGAGCGCGGGGGGCGUCGGGGGCGGCGGAAGCAGCCAGCAGCAGCAGGUGGUGGCGGCGGCGCAGCAGCGGUUCUUCUCGGAGCGGCUCGACCGGCACCAGCUGGCGCUGCUGGCGGCGUGGGACGACGACAGCGACGCGGAGGGGGGCGGCGGCGGGAGAGAGGGGGAGCGGGAGCGGGGGAGAGAGAGGGAAAGGGAGCGCGAGCGGGAACGGGAGAGGGAGCGGGAGAGGAGCAGCCAGCAGGUUUUGGCGUAUUUGGCGCACAGCAGGAGCGGCAGCAGCGGCGGCGGCGGCGGUAGUGGGGGAGGGGGAGGGGGCGGGGGCGGGCGGAACGCGCUGAGCAAUGCAGGGAAGAGCUACAGCAUGGGCGAGCCCGUGUCGCUCAUCCCCAGCUCCGCGCCAAUGGCUGUAGGCGGCGCUGGCGCUGCUGCAAGCAGAGACGCUAGAAUCGCCAACAGCAGCAGGAGGCCGUGUAGUGCAGGGGCGGGCGGAACAGGCUCGGGGGGUUCCGAAGCAGAUGCCGCCGCGGCUCGGUUGGACCAGGAGGAACAGGUCCGGGCCAGGCUUCCGGAUCUGGUUCGGCAAAUGCUGGGUGGCAGCGCGGGCGGCAGCAACACCGGCAGCGAGGCAGCCUCAACGUUCCUAACCAUACAGCGGCGAAGGGCAGCCGAGGAGGUUCGGCACCUGGUUCGGGACUCCCGAGGCAACCGGGCAGCCGUGGUGGCAGCAGUGGGAGGGCGAGCCAUCCCAGCCCUGCUCUCUCUCUUCUCAUGUGGCGAUCCCGAUACUGUAGAGCACGCGGUUACUGCCAUUCUCAACCUUUCCCUCUCCUCCUCCACUCACUCCCACCUCAUCACUCACGGUGCCGUCCCCCGUCUGGUUACCAUAGUGACAGCUGGCAACAGAGACACGGGCAUGAACGCCGGGGCGGCAGACCCGGACAUGCCGCCGAGCCUCUCGCCUCGCUCCGUGUCCCGAACCGCGCGGGAGAACGCCGCUGCGGCCCUCUUUGCGAUAUCUGCCUCCUCCGAAGCGAAUAAAAUCCUCGUAGGGUCGACGCCAGGUGCCGUGACGGGAUUGGUCGCCAUGCUGGCCGUCUCCUCCUCCCCCUCCGGCUCCCCCAACUCCAUCCGCAGCCGAAAAGACGCCGCCCUCACCCUCUUCAACCUCUCAUUGGCCGAGAAAAACCGGGCAGCGAUAAUUUCUGCCGGGGCAGUGCCCCUAUUGGUGGAGAUGCUGCAGGAGUACGGGUCCGGGCUGGAGGAAAAAGCCACGGCUGUGCUGGUGAACCUGGGGAAAACCGGGCGGCUGGGGCGGGCGGCGAUCCGGGCGGCGGGCGGGAUACCGCUAUUGGUGGAGGCGAUGGAGUGUGGGUCGGAGAGGGGGAAAGAGGACGCAGUGGCGGCGCUGCUGAUGCUGGCUGAGGACCCGGCGCUGCGAGAUGAGAUCGCGGCUGAGGGGGUGCUGCCGACUCUGGGUGUGCUGCAACGGUGCGGGACUCCUCGCGCGAGAGUGAAGGCGGCACGGUUACUGGCCAUCUUUCGAGCCAAGGAGUACUGA
Molecule: messenger RNA, 3033 nt
Organism: Closterium sp. NIES-65
Lineage: Eukaryota; Viridiplantae; Streptophyta; Zygnematophyceae; Desmidiales; Closteriaceae
Source: the annotation of a GenBank genome assembly